Molecule: messenger RNA, 1227 nt
Organism: Dermacentor andersoni
Lineage: Eukaryota; Metazoa; Arthropoda; Arachnida; Ixodida; Ixodidae
Source: RefSeq, a predicted model, not a curated record
CCUAUACGACAUAAAAGAACGUUCCCGACAACAGGAAGUGGUAACUUUCACAACGGUUAUCAUUACACAUGUGCUUGUUCGUGCGUCAGCAUGCUUGUAAAAAAAAAAUAAACAAAUUUCGGCAGUUCAGUGACGCCCAUUUUGGUUCUUCGUCCAAUCACCGAAUCUGUAAGCAGCUUUAAAAAGGAAUGACAGUUCCUCGCUCGCAACAUGCCAUCGCAGUUUCGUGCAGCGUGUAGGCGGAGUGCCUGAAUUUCCAAACAGCAAAGGCCAUCCCAGGGAGACUAAGACUGAUUACGGUUGGAGACAGCAUCGCCGAUAUAAGGAAUCUGGCACUUCUGUGGACCGGUCUUCAAAAAGACGGGGACAAGUGAAAAGCACGAUGGGCGGACUGUUUUCGUGCUGCAGUCCUCCACUAUCGGAAAUGGAUGAGCGGUCGGCGCUUACAUCUCGUUCAGACGCCGUGACUACCGCGCCAGAGUACCGAUCCAUCGCGUCCAACAUCGAGGCGUUUAACACGCCGACACCAGAAGCGCAGGCGCCAUCGUCGCCACCAGAAGCGCAGGCGCCGUCGUCGCCACCAGAAGCGCAGGCGGCGUCGGCGCCACCAGAAGCGCAGGCGGCGUCGGCGCCACCAGAAGCGCAGGCGGCGUCGGCGCCACCAGAAGCGCAGGCGGCAUCGGCGCCACCAGAAGCGCAGGCGGUAUCGUCGCCAACGCCUUCGCCACCGCAAUCGUCUCCUUCGCCACCGCAAUCGUCGCCUUCGCCACCGCCAUCGCCACCGCCGUCGCCAGCACUAGAUCCACCAGAACCCACAACAACGAGGGUGAGGUCCGUGACCUUCAGUGAAGAAGUGUCAGCAGCGGACUCUGAAGAGGUCUCCGUAAGGCAGCGCUCUGCAUCUGACGUCGAAGCCAGCAACAGCGCGGUGCUCCAAGGCCAGGCGACGAACGCUUCGUCCGACUUCGGCCAGAGCAGCUGCUGAGAAAAGCUCGUCACGCCUGCACUUGUCUUCGAGGAACGAAAUGUUUCCGUCCCCGCUCUUCGGUCCGGCGUCUUGGCUGACAUGUCUUUCUCCUGCAUGUUGCAUCUUCGCUACAGAGCACACCUGCAUUCUUCAUUACCCUUGUGAUGCAUGGCUUUAAAUAUUUAUGCACAUGAAUGAGCAUGCUUGCCAAUGCUUGUGCAUCCCCUAUUUGAGGAAUAAAGCUUUCAUUUUAGCCUUCA